AAAAAUUAGGAGCUGCAUAACGCACGCCACUUUCUUGUCUUCUUUUCUGGUUCUAGUGGUCUCUCUGCGGCGGACUCAGAAAAAUUGAUAUCACAAUCAGGGUAAAUAGUUUCAGAAAUGCCGACUCUUCAAACUUCACUGCCUCCUGAACUCGCUAACAAUGCCAUUAGGCUUUACCGUGAAUGUCUACGAAGAGCUAAAUAUAUUGGUCACCGGCAAAAUAACACACCGCUCCUUGUUGAAAUGGUGAGACAACAGUUUAAGAAAAACAUGCAUGAGACAGAUCCCGAUAAGAUUCAAAAGUUCAAGGAUGAUGCUGCAAGGGGACUUAUAAAUCACAUACUGUACGAGUCAGAGAAAAUUACAGGUCGUAAAUUCAGCAAGAGUCCUCCUAAAGAAGCUUAAUUCGUUUAAUCCUAGAUAAUUCAGUUUGUUCAUCAGUGCUGGGUUUGGCAGAUCAAUCAUAUAGAAUUUACCUUCCUAGGUUCUUAUGAUGGUUAUAUUUAACUGUUGAAAUAAACAAGAUUUUCAAAAUUGCUCAAUUGUUUUCUCUAUCUGCCACUCUAUUUCAAAUCAAUUGCUCAAAGUUUGUUGAAACUAUUUUAUAGUUUCUGCCUAAUGAUUCAGUGUCUCAUUUACUCAACAUUUGGAAAAUAAUCGUUCCUAAACCAUGCCUUAUUAUGGUUGGUUCUUUUGACGUUUGUACAAGUGUAGCGCUAGUAAACCUGGCAAUAGCAGUGAUCAAUUUUAUUG
This is a messenger RNA of Vicia villosa (hairy vetch), 753 nucleotides long. RefSeq lists its product as uncharacterized. The record is from RefSeq and is a predicted model, not a curated record. NCBI's taxonomy places the organism in Eukaryota, Viridiplantae, Streptophyta, Magnoliopsida, Fabales, Fabaceae. The transcript is spliced from 5 exons. Bases 118 to 405 code for a protein of 95 amino acids.